Messenger RNA from Gasterosteus aculeatus aculeatus (three-spined stickleback), 3030 nucleotides. RefSeq names its product Yip1 domain family, member 4 (gene yipf4). Gene Ontology annotation, biological process: vesicle fusion with Golgi apparatus; endoplasmic reticulum to Golgi vesicle-mediated transport. NCBI's taxonomy places the organism in Eukaryota, Metazoa, Chordata, Actinopteri, Perciformes, Gasterosteidae. Gene Ontology annotation, cellular component: trans-Golgi network; membrane. The record is from RefSeq and is a predicted model, not a curated record.
CGCUGCACUUCCGGCUCGCCAAGCGGAGCCUGAACGAAAACAAAAUGCGAUAGUUUAACUUCCCCGAUGAGCUGUGAUCAAUGACGACGCUGUUAACGCUUCUCGGCACAUUUCACUGUCUGCGUGUGUAAAUGUCACAUGUCUGUAGCUGAGGCGUUUGGCAGCAGUCACGAUUAACUAUGCAGUUCUCUCCCUCAAACGGAGACUUUACGUUCGUCUCUUCGACGGAGGCUGAAGAGCUCAGCGGCACCAUCAGUGCCCCGGAUAUCAAACUGAACGUGGGUAGCGACAGCGGUAAAGAUCCAUAUGCAACCACCUUCCUGAGGCAGCGAGGCUACGGCUGGUUGCUUGAGGUGGAGGAAGAUGAGAGGGAAGAGAGUAAACCUCUUCUGGAGGAGCUGGACAUCGACCUGAAGGACAUCUAUUACAAGAUUCGAUGUGUGCUGAUGCCAAUGCCAUCGCUGGGUUAUAACCGGCAGGUGGUCAGAGACAACCCGGACUUCUGGGGUCCUCUAGCCGUGGUGCUGCUCUUCUCCAUGAUCUCCAUCUAUGGGCAGUUUAGGGUUGUGUCUUGGAUAAUCACUAUCUGGAUUUUUGGGUCUCUAACAAUCUUCCUGCUGGCUCGUGUUCUUGGUGGUGAAGUUUCCUUCGGCCAGGUCCUUGGAGUGAUCGGAUAUUCCCUCCUUCCCCUCAUCGUCAUAGCCCCUCUGCUCGUAGUCAUUGGAGGGUUCGAGGUGGUUUCUACCCUCAUCAAACUGUUCGGAGUGUUCUGGGCUGCUUACAGUGCUGCUUCACUGCUCGUCGGAGAUGAAUUUAAAACGAAGAAACCCCUUCUCAUUUAUCCCAUUCUCCUUUUGUAUAUCUACUUCCUGUCACUAUAUACUGGUGUGUGACUCGACCAGUUGAAACUGGACCGUUCCAUGGACACGGGUAGAAAGGGGCAGCCUAACUACAGAACCAGGAUUUUUUAAAAGGGGUUUGAUUUCUUUUUUAACUGUAUUUCAUUGUAGACGGUGGGGAUUUUAGAAAUAUAUAACAAUGUACAUAGUUGUGUCCCUCUUUAGUCAAUAAACCCAAUAUGCUUUUCCAGCUUACACGCCAGGACGAAGACCUUGUCGUUAUCACCCAGGGCUGUAUAUUCAUUUAAUGGUAUAUUUUGUACAACUGAAGGAUUUGGUGCCAAAGGUGGUGAAGAAUUCAACAGAAGAGGAAGCACUACAAAGAAAGAAAAAGAUAGUUUGAGCCUAAUGUUACGUUUCAUUUAGCUGUUGCGUUAAUCCAAAGCCACUUACAAUCUGUGCAUUCAACCAUGAGGUUUAUUGUGAUGCACUGUUGUGUUGUACUUUUCAGUCUUGUUUUUCUUAAUUUGUGGGUCGUAAUAGCAGAGUCCUGUUUGCCAGCCGCUUCGUACAGGAAUAUAACCAUUUGAUCAACAUUUACACUAAAUCAAUAGUUAUUUGGCACUUUAACAUUAAACAUCCGGUGUUUCCUUUUUUUCUUUAUAUAAAGCAAAGCACAAAUGAUUAUUGUGUUUUUGUUCAGAAAGACGUGUCAUGAAAUACAUUCAAAAGCCUCUGAGGGCCUCAAUUACUGUCCAAUGAGACCUGAAGGGUUUCUCUAAUGCGCUUCUCUCUGAGUAGUUGGUUGGUAUUGUGGUUAAAGUCUGGCGGGGUUAAAGAUCAGCAUCCUCUGGGAACACAACCACAACAUCUGGCUGAGGUUGAGCACCAUCCACUGGACCCAUCUGAAGCUUCUGGUGGGUUUUACAUUACUGCAUAUAUAUAUAUAUAUAUAUAUAUAUGUGUGUGUUCUGCUCUGCUCUGUUAUUUGUUGUGUCACUGUCAGCCUGACAUCUCUCUCCCUCUCCUGUAACUUUGGUCCUGUUCUUGUUUUGUUCUUGACUCAUGUUCAGCGCUUCAUACAUGUAAACCACAGAAAUCAAGUUCUGCAGAUGUCUUGGGAUUGUAUGAUACUUUUAAUGACAUUCCUGAAGGUGACGGGCUUAAAUGGGAUUUUUUUACCGGUUUCAUGCAACACCAAAAAUUCAUGUAAAAGUGACAUCAUGAACCCAGUGUACACACACGUGAAACGCUAAAGUGCAGUGAAGGCAGCGGUGUCAAUACAGAGAGCCUCAAAUGGGACUCGCCAGGCUGAGUAACAAGCCACCUAACUUUCAGACAAACAGCUCUGUGAGCCAAACGCGAAGCGUCUACAGGCAGAUGGGAAUUUCAUUUUCUUUCACAGGUAUUUGGUCGUAAACUAAAGUGAAAUGGAAAGUUGGACUUGAUCAAAAGUAUGAGGAUCACAAGUUUUGCAAAUUCUAGGGUAACAGGGUUAAUGAUACUAUGACUGUGACAUGGGUACAAACCUGCGAGCUCCCAUAGCAGUAACCUGCUGUCGUUAUCAUCCAUCCAUCUGCAAACCACUUAUCCUGCACACAGGAUGGACAAGGACUGCACAGGGCUGGAGUCUAUCCCAGCCAACUUCGGCCAAGAGACCGGGUACACCUUGGAUUGGUUGCCAGCCAAUCGCAGGGCUGACACGGAGACAACAACCACUCACACGGAUCCCCAGUGCAUGUCUUUGGACUGUGGGAGGAAGCCAGAGAACCCGGAGAGAACAUGCAGAGUCCACACAGAAAGGCCACUGGGCGGAGUGGAACCCAGGACCUCCUUGCUGUGAGGCGACAGUGCUAACCACCACGCCGCCGUGCUGCCCUGUCGUUAUCAGUCACUGGUAUGUUUAGGGCCAUCAUUUAGUGUAACUGCUGGUGAAUUGUAUUACGUGCACUGUUCAGGGUGCUGUGAGGGUAAGGAGACACUGGGUACGGUGUUGUGAUGGGAGGUUCCAAUGGUGCCAAUGGGGAAGCAGACCUCCGGCUAACUGGAAGUGCUUGGUAUGGCUCCGCCUGUUUUGUUUUGUUGUGCUUUAGCGGCUACAACAUGCUUAUCUGCUCGGUAUAGGACAUGUCCUGUGUUCAUCAUUUGUUUCAUUUGCCCCCAGUUCCUGCAGUAAAUAGUUACAAUGUCA